Messenger RNA from Scleropages formosus (Asian bonytongue), 1459 nucleotides. RefSeq names its product ubiquitin-fold modifier conjugating enzyme 1 (gene ufc1). Gene Ontology annotation, biological process: protein K69-linked ufmylation. Gene Ontology annotation, molecular function: UFM1 conjugating enzyme activity. Gene Ontology annotation, cellular component: cytoplasm. Bases 172 to 1020 code for a protein of 282 amino acids. Lineage: Eukaryota; Metazoa; Chordata; Actinopteri; Osteoglossiformes; Osteoglossidae. The record is from RefSeq and is a predicted model, not a curated record. The transcript is spliced from 6 exons.
CAAAUGAAAGACGCAAAUGUGAAUGUAAGCUCCAGAAUGACAAACAAUGGUAAACAAAAAACGAUAGCAAACUACUUACGUUCAAUUUAAUAUGUAGAAUGCUUCAAAAUAUUAAGAGAUAUGCAAAAGCAAUAGUUAAAGAAAGGUGUAGGACUACCGCUAAAUAAAUGAAUGGGAUGCUUAUACAAUAACGCUGCGGAAAUGACGACACAGAUGUGCGGACCCGGCUUCACUCCGACGAAGACCCACACUAUAAUGCGUCCCCCUGGAAACAAGGGGAAGAUCUACUGUUCCCGAUGCGCAUUGUAUCUGCGAAUAAAUAACUUGGUUCUAUUUUAUGCCACUUUUUACGCACUUGUCUUUUCAAAAGUUUCGCCUGCAACAGCGCCACUAAAUGUUUUAUUUUGUUUGUUUGAUUGCUUUGAGCUGUUGGAGUGGCCGCGGCUGGAUGUUUGUAGCGAUGACUCGUCUCGUGACGUUCUUCCGCAUCCUCCCCUCCCCUCCCAUCCAGGCAAGAUGGCAGACGAAGCAACAAGGAAAGCAGUGUCCGAAAUACCGCUUUUAAAGACCAACGCUGGGCCCAGGGACAAGGAAUUGUGGGUGCAGAGAUUAAAAGAGGAGUACCUAGCUCUCAUCAAAUAUGUGGAAAACAAUAAGAAUGCAGAUAACGACUGGUUCCGCCUGGAGUCCAACAAAGAAGGCACAAGGUGGUUUGGAAAAUGCUGGCUAAUUCAUGAUCUUCUGAAGUAUGAGUUUGACAUGGAGUUCGAUAUUCCUGUGACGUACCCUGCCACAGCUCCAGAAGUUGCUAUUCCAGAGCUGGAUGGAAAGACAGCCAAAAUGUACAGGGGAGGGAAGAUUUGUCUGACAGACCAUUUUAAGCCUCUCUGGGCCCGGAAUGUCCCUAAGUUUGGCCUGGCUCACUUGAUGGCCCUCGGGCUUGGACCUUGGCUGGCUGUUGAGAUACCUGAACUCAUUGCAAAGGGCCUCAUUCAACACAAGGAACACCAGAGCAGCUGAGGCUCCUGGACUUUCGAUUCACAGUGAAAGAGAGAACAACAGAAGUCGAUUCUGAGCAUUCUCAGCAUUCUCACAGGGACUGACUUUGAAUGGUUUUCGGACAAAAAGUAACAACAAUAAAUCGCAGGCAUUCUAAAUGAAUGUGUAUGAAGACUAUGUAAUCUCGCUUGAGUUAAAUUAUACAAGUACAACUGCCCAGGACAGUUUGUGUUUAAGUCAUUUGUAUACUUUGUUCGUAACUUAAAAUACACUAUAAUGAUCUGGGACCAGUACUACAGAUCUGGACAGAAAAAACUAAUGCAUUAUUAAAGUGUGUUAAAACUAAAGCUAAAGAUUUACAUCUCUUCAACUCAGACUCUCAGGGUAGUGUGAGUUGUAAAGGUCCAUAACAAACUUGUUAAUUCAUGCAAUAUAAAAAUUAAAGGUUCUUUAGCAUUUA